Messenger RNA from Cannabis sativa, 1178 nucleotides. RefSeq lists its product as uncharacterized. The coding region runs from base 104 to 946 and encodes 280 amino acids. The transcript is spliced from 7 exons. Lineage: Eukaryota; Viridiplantae; Streptophyta; Magnoliopsida; Rosales; Cannabaceae. The record is from RefSeq and is a predicted model, not a curated record.
UUCACAAGUAACAGGCGGGUAACAAUAACAUAAAACUAAGCUUCGUCAUCAUGGGACAACAGUGGCGCCAUAGACAGAGGAGAGCCAACAUUAACACACGUCCAUGAAAGCUACUCUCAAAGAAGGACCUCCAAACCCUAUGAUUCGACAGAGUCUUAGGGUUAGGGUUAGUAUUGUUAACAGACAUGGUGAGAAUCUGGUGGGAAUAUUGCAUGAUACAGGUUCUGAAGAGCUCGUUAUAAUCUGCCAUGGCUUACAAUCCUCUAAGGAACGUAUUCCUAUGGUGAAUCUUGCUGCUGCAUUCGAGAAAGAAGGAAUCAGUGCUUUUCGCUUUGAUUUCGCUGGGAAUGGUGAAAGUGAAGGUUCAUUUCGAUAUGGUAACUAUCGAAGAGAGGCUGAUGAUCUUCGUGAUGUAGUUCAGUACUUCAAUGAGAAGAAUCGUACUGUAAUUUCGAUUAUUGGACACAGCAAAGGAGGAAAUGCUGUGCUUUUGUAUGCUGCAAAACAUAAUGACAUUCAUACAGUUGUGAAUAUUUCUGGCCGAUUUGACCUCAAAAGGGGUAUCGAAGGUCGCUUAGGUAAAGAUUUUCUUCAAAGAAUCAAGCAAGAUGGAUUCAUUGAUGUCAAGAAUAAAAGAGGAAAGUUUGAGUACAGAGUGACUGAAGAAAGUUUGAUAGACCGCCUAACUACAGAUACUCGAGAGGCCUGCAAAUCGAUCGAUCACAACUGCAGGGUAUUGACAAUUCAUGGAUCAAUGGAUAAAAUAGUACCGAUAGAAGAUAGUUUCGAGUUUAACAAGUUCAUUUCUAAUCAUAAACUUCACAUUAUAGAAGGAGCUGAUCAUGAGUACACUUAUCAUCAAGAUGAGUUGGCUUCUGUUGUGUUGGACUUCAUCAAGGCAGGUUUUCGCCAAGCUGGAGAUCUACCUGUUCGGUCGCGAUUAUAGGAUGAUCUUCUUAUAUUUUAAGGAAAUAUGGACAACGAAAAUAAAACAUGUUCCCCCAAAAUAAUAUUAGUCAUAGUGUUGAGAUGUAAGUAACUAGAUUUAUUUUGACAUCAACAAGAAAGAAAUUGUUACAUUCUUGAAUUUUGAGUGUGUAAUAAUCUAUUGAAUAUACAUUGUCUUGAAUAAUUACUACUUUUGUCAUUUAAGAUAAUUAUUACUACAACAUAGAAAA